Molecule: messenger RNA, 2293 nt
Organism: Taeniopygia guttata (zebra finch)
Lineage: Eukaryota; Metazoa; Chordata; Aves; Passeriformes; Estrildidae
Source: RefSeq, a predicted model, not a curated record
CAGCUGCUCUGGGAAACCUGUUCUGGGGCCACACCACCCUCACAGAGAGGAAUUUCUUGUCAAUAUCCCCUCCUGAGUUCAUUUCUCCAUCUGUCAAAGAACAGCAGCAUUACCUGGCUCAAUAAAUUUGAAUCAUGCAGUGAUGGAAUGGUUUGGCUUGAAGGGACCUUGAAGCCAUCCAGUCCCACCUGCUGCCAGGGGCAGGGACACAUUCCUCUCCAAUCUGGCCUGGGACACUUCCAGGCAUGGGCUCACAUCUCCUACAUCUGUAGAAGUUCCAGUAAUGCACAGCCCCUGUAACAGACUUUGCUCAGUGACCAAAAAGGAAGUGUUACGUAAGCAACAGCCAAUUUGUGGAAGUAGGUACUGGUGAUGAGGAUGUAAAAUUGCUGUGACCUCACAGCUGGGAACAACUCCUCGUAAGCUGCUGGGUACAGCCAGAGGUCUUCCAGCACAGAUCGGACCUAACACUGCCCCUGCCCAGGUGUUGCUUCAGGCAGUCCCCCAUUAGCAAGAAGUCAGAGAACUUCUCCCCUGUCCUGCUGCUCUCCAGUGGCCACAUCACCUCAGCAGCCCCACGCUCUGCUCUGCACAUCUCCCACCCCACACACAGGCACAAAUCCCCUUGGCUUUGUUUCAAAACUUCAGCCACAGCCAGAAUGUUUAAAAAACUCACCAAAUUCAUCGUAAAUCAAAUGGAUCCACACAAACAAUUGGUCCCUGUCGAAAGCAUCGCAGACAAUGAGCACUUCAGGCCUCUCUAUCUUCUGAAGAAAAAAAGCAAACCAAGAACCAUAUUUCACCCAGCUCCCUAUUACCAGCGGACAGGGUUCACACUGGAUGAUGUGCUGCUGCCUGGAGAAGAUCAUAAAAGCAUAGAGUCGGUCCAUCAAGAAUCCAGCCAAUUUACUCUCACAAAAGUCAGAGCUGACCAAGCUGAUGGAGGUCUCAGCAUUUCACUUGACCCUACAAAUGUAGAGCUGAAAGGAGGUGCCUCCUUGUCCAAAGAGAUUUCCAUUACACCACAGAAGAAGAGCAUAUCACUGGAAUCGCUGGAGGCACUGAGAAGAGAAAGAGAAAUCAACAUGGAUCAUUCCUUCAUCCGACAGCUCCGGAGAACAAACAUCCAGCUGCACGUGGUCACUGAAAUCCUCGAAGCCUCAGAGGAGGCCGUCUACAAGGAAUCCACCAAGGCAGAUGGGGGCUUCAAGGCCAAAUUUUACGCCACACUCUGUGCACAGAGCAACAGGGAGGACAAACAAAGCAUAGUGAUACCCAAGGGCUGCACACUGGCCUUCAGGACCAUCCCACUACACAUUAGAGAUGGAGCAUGGGAUCUGGAUUAUUUCCCAGCAGAAAGUGUGAGAAAGAUGGCUUAUGUAGCUGAUGGUCCCUCAACAGGAAAAUUAGGAGAAGUGAUGACAGAAGUUCAAUAUUCCUGCCGAAUUUUCACCGAGUUGUCUCCUGACCUGCUGCUCAUCAUCUUAAACACCAUCAAAGCUGUGAUGAGAGACAAGAACCUCCUUCAAGAGCUCAGACAGAAAAUGGAAGAAGUUCCUGAGCAAGAAGAUGGUUAUCAGCUGGAAAUUGAGAGCCCAGACUUAAAAGAUCUGUUCAGCACCUUGCAGCAUUCUCCAAAAGACCAUCUCCUGCUGGCAGAGGGAAUCACCUACGUCCUUGACGCUUUGCAUGAGUUAACGGAGGAUCAGCUGCUGCUGCUGCUGGAAUCCUUGGAAAGGAAGAUUGUGUCCCAACAGCUGAACCUGGUUGAAAACCUCCUGAAACAUGACCUGGAUAAAGGGGUGGACUCCUUCCUAGUGGAUUCCGGGCUGCUCUUCUCACAAGAGGAGGAACAGAUGUUGACCAUUGCCCUGGUGGAGCUGAGUGGAGUGCAGCUCCAGCAAGAUGGUUUAGCUGUCCCUAGGGAUCAAUCCUUCGAGGCCGUGGCAGCCCUGUUUGUGGCCCUGUAUGCCCUUAACUUCCUGAGUGGUAGGCUGUACCUGGCCCUGCCCAGGGAACCAGUGUGCGAGGUCUUGUGAAAUCUUUGCUGACAAGACAGUUUUCUCUCCUAGUAUCAUCCUUGUUAAUAAUCAAGGCUGAUUUGGCUGGCAAAAGGGAACUUGAGGCAGGAAAAUUCAUUAUGCCUACAAAAGGUUGGAUAUCAAAGUGAAUUUCUUCCACUGACAUCUCCCUGGUCACUGCCAUCAUCCCUGAGAUGUUCAAUGGACACAUGUAGCACUUUAGAGCAAGCAUACAUCACUCUAUAAAUAAAGAGAACUUUCUUGCUACGCAA